This is a messenger RNA of Schizophyllum commune H4-8, 1192 nucleotides long. RefSeq names its product mitochondrial carrier protein. Gene Ontology annotation, cellular component: mitochondrial inner membrane. The transcript is spliced from 5 exons. NCBI's taxonomy places the organism in Eukaryota, Fungi, Basidiomycota, Agaricomycetes, Agaricales, Schizophyllaceae. Gene Ontology annotation, molecular function: phosphate transmembrane transporter activity. Bases 94 to 1029 code for a protein of 311 amino acids. The record is from RefSeq and is a predicted model, not a curated record. Gene Ontology annotation, biological process: mitochondrial phosphate ion transmembrane transport.
CUUGACGCGACGAACACUCUUCUUCCACCUUCACGGACUGGUUAUCCGGUCGGGCCCUCUCUAGACUCCUUAGACUCCUCCUCGCCGCCGAAAAUGUCUGCCGUCACUGGAAAGUGGGACGCAAGAUUCCAGGGCCCCGUCCCCCACGACCUUUCGUACUACAGCAAGUGCAUGCUCGGUGGUGCCCUCGCCUGUGGCACUACUCACGCCGGUAUCACCCCGCUCGAUGUCGCCAAGUGCAACAUGCAGGUCAACCCGACCAAGUACACGGGCCUCGGUUCCGCCCUCUCCACCAUCUCUAAGGAGGCCGGCGGUGGGCUCUGGAAGGGCUUUGGCCCGACCUUCGUCGGCUACUCCCUUCAGGGCAUGUUCAAGUACGGCCUCUACGAGGUCUUCAAGGAUGCGUACAUGAACCUGGCUGGCGAGGAGCUCUCCAACAAGUACAAGCCCGCCAUCUGGCUUGCUGGCUCGGCCACCGCUGAAGUCUUCGCCGACGUCGCGCUGUGCCCGCUGGAGAUGACCAAGGUCAAGAUCCAGACCAGCCCCAACGGCACUUUCCCCGUCGCCUUCGGUGCUGCGCUCAAGCAGAUGAGCGCCACCAAGGCGGAGACCCGCUACCCCUUCGGCUCGCUCGUCCCCCUCUGGUCGCGCCAGAUUCCCUACACCAUGGCCAAGUUCUUCUUCUUCGAGAAGAUCGUCCAGCUGUUCUACACUCACGUCUUCACCGCGCCCAAGGAGACGUACAGCAAGACGACGCAGCUCGGUGUCACCUUCGCCUCCGGCUACCUCGCCGGUGUCGUCUGCGCCGUCGUCUCCCACCCCGCCGACUCUCUCGUCUCGCUCCUCGGUAAGGCGGAGAACAAGGGCAAGUCCGCUGGCCAGAUUGUCUCCGAGGUUGGCUUCAGCACCCUCGCCACGAAGGGUCUCGGCACGCGUGUCAUCAUGAUUGGUACCCUCACGGGCUUCCAGUGGUGGAUCUACGACACCUUCAAGUCGACCAUGGGCUUGGGCACGACGGGUGGCAAGUAGACGGCGUAGGAUACCUUAUUCAUGACCUUUAUACAUAUUCUGCUGUAGCAUGUUACUUGCAGAGUGAGUGCUCUCUAGAACGCACUAAUAGGGGAUUUCCGCACAUACCCAUGUUGUCUUGCGCCGCGUACGUUCGUUCUCUAUCGCAACGUAUAUUCCGUAA